Microplitis mediator is the source of this 8607-nucleotide messenger RNA. It is a transcript of the gene Syn2, whose product is annotated as gamma-1-syntrophin. The transcript is spliced from 10 exons. The coding region runs from base 461 to 1996 and encodes 511 amino acids. Gene Ontology annotation, molecular function: structural molecule activity; protein binding. Gene Ontology annotation, cellular component: dystrophin-associated glycoprotein complex; intracellular anatomical structure. Lineage: Eukaryota; Metazoa; Arthropoda; Insecta; Hymenoptera; Braconidae. The record is from RefSeq and is a predicted model, not a curated record.
CCCAAAGGUAAAAAAGGGAUUAGUGUAGCGGUACAUAUUCACUCGUACGUAGACUCUUUUCGUUAGUAGUGUCGUCAAGUAAUAUAAAAAGUUUGCCAAGCAUUGCCAUUAAGAAAUAAAAAAAACCGGCUUUGAUACAAAUAAAAAAAGUAUCUCUUUGAUAGUCAAAGCUGCUGCGUCAAAUGUUAAUUUCCCCGGAUAUGCUGCUCGGCUUAAUUACACCGCGCACUUUUAAAACGAGCUAAAAAUCUUGGUAUUAUAAGAAUCGAUAUAAGAGACCCUGGAGCUACGUACCGGAGUUGUACUUCAGUCAUACAACAUACAUCAUAUAUUAUAUGAUGAUGGAAAACGCGAGUGUAGUUACUAUUGAAAUGUCAUUACAUAAAAUUGUUUUUCCAAGAUUUUCGACCCUCAAAUGCACAGAUAAAAAUACAAAAUUAUCAUUCUUAUAAUAUAAAUAAUGAAAAUAAACAUCACAAAAAUGAGUACUCCGAUCGAGGAGAAGAUUGACCAGAAACUCAAGGUGAGGACGGGGAUGGUAGCAGUUAGUGAUGGCAAAAGUAAGCCGAUAUCUAUGAGAAUUUAUUUAUCUAUGGAAGUUUUGAAACUUCAAAGAGAAGACUUAGAGCAGGCAGUUAAUCACAAUAAACCGCCAUUAGAUUCAAAAGAACGUAUGAUACAAAUAACACGACAAAAAGUUGGUGGAUUAGGUCUAAGUAUAAAAGGUGGUGCUGAACAUAAAUUACCGGUAUUAAUAUCGAGAAUAUAUAAAAAUCAAGCCGCUGAACAGUGCGGGCAAUUGUACGUCGGUGAUGCAAUUAUAAAAGUAAAUGGUGAAUAUAUAACGGCAUGUAAUCAUGAUGAUGCUGUAAAUAUUUUACGUAAUGCUGGUGAUAUUGUCGUACUUACUGUAAAGCAUUAUCGUGCUGCAAAACCUUUUCUACAAAGAAAUGAAAAAGAAGAGAAAUUAGAUAAUGCAACAAAUGGUGAAGUAGAUGAAGAAUGGGAUUUACCUAAUAGAAGAUCUAUCAGUCCCAAAAGUGGUCAUAGUAGACAUGGCUCUAAUACUUCUGCUUGUUCCACAAAUUUGAAAAAGUGGAUCGACGUUAUUACCGUACCAUUAAUGAUGGCUUAUGUGACACGAUAUAUAUUUGGUACGGAUAAAUUACGUCGUAAUGCAUUUGAAGUACGUGGAUUAAAUGGUGCACGUACUGGAAUCAUCCAUUGUGACGAUAGUGCAAUAUUAAGUCAAUGGUUGAAAUAUAUAACAGACAAUAUUACUGGCUUAACAAAUUUACAGAUGAAACUUUAUAAUCGUAAUUUUGGUGUUGGUGAACGUAUUGAAUAUAUGGGAUGGGUCAAUGAAGCCGUAAGCAAUAGUAAUCAGCCUUGGCAAAGCUAUAGGCCAAGAUUUUUAGCAUUAAAGGGUCCAGAUUUAUUACUUUUCGAAACACCACCAUGCAAUAUUGGAGACUGGUCUCGAUGUGCGCUAACAUUCAAAGUCUAUCAAACAAUGUUCCGAGUGAUGCGUGAAUCGGAAAAUGUUGAUGAAAGACAGCAUUGUUUUCUAGCACAAAGUCCCGGUAAAGCACCUCGAUACUUGAGUGUUGAGACGAGACAAGAAUUAUUGAGAGUUGAGGCUGCUUGGCAUACCGCUGUUUGUUCAGCUGUAACCCAUCUUAAAUGUAAAACAUUUUUAGUAACGUAUAACGGCAGAAGUGCUGGUUUAACAUUAGAUUGGACUCAAGGAUUUUCAUUAUCUUAUGAAUGCAGCGGCGAAAUAAUAUGGAGAUUUAAAUUUUCACAAUUGCGCGGCUCUAGUGAUGACGGUAAAAGUAGACUUAAAUUGCAUUUUCAAGAGUUGGAUAGUAUUGCUAUUGAAACAAAGGAAUUAGAAUGUCCACAAUUGCAAAAUUUACUGUUUUGCAUGCAUGCAUUUCUCACUGCAAAAGUUGCGGCAGUUGAUCCAACUUUUUUGACGUCAACAACACCAUAAGCUAUAAUUUUAACAUAAUAAAUGCGGCGAUACAAUUACUAAAUAAGAUAUUGAAUUUUAAGCAUUUUAUAAUUAUUAAUUUAAUAAUUUCAUACUAGUCAUGUCCAAAAAAUUUUAAAUAAUAUUUCAGAGAUCAUUUUUUUAUUAUAGAUUGUAAAGGGAAAAAAAAUUCGUACAAAUAUGGGAUGGAUGGGAUGUAAAAAUUUUUUUUAAAUUUCAAUAAGUAACAAAAUUUUGUUACAUGGAUUUAAAUAAAUUUUAUUUUAUUUUUAAAAGUAAAUCAUGUACCUGAAGAUCGGAACGUUUUUUGCGCAACGAAAAUAAAAAAAAAUUCUACAGUAAAAAAAAUCUACUGGGUGACUAGAUUUCCGAAAUGUUUCGAAAAGGAUUAAAAAUUAUUUCAAUUCUUUUCAAUCCCACGGAGGUUUUGGAAAGUAUUGAAUGGAAUUAAAAUUUCGAUCAUUUGAAUACUUUCUAAUUCUUAAAAUGAAAUUCAAAAGUAUUAAAAAGAAUUCAAUCUUUCAUCAUUUCAAUACUUUCCAAUAUGGAAUUAUUUUGGUAUUGAGAAGGAUCUAUAAAGAUUCAAAAAAUUCAAUUCAUUUGAAUUCUUUUCAAUCCUACACUUGAUCCAAAAUAUCAGACUAUUUUGGUAUUGAGAAGGAUUUCAAAAGAUUCAAAAAUUUCAAUUCAUUUGAAUUCUUUUCAAUCCCAUACGUGACUCUAAAAUUCGAAACUUUUUUGGUAUUGAAAAGUAUUUAGAAAGAUUAAAAAUAUCAAUUCAUUUGAAUCUUUUCCAAUUUCUCGUAAGUUUAAAAAUUCUUAUAUUAUUUUGGGAUUGAAAAGUAUUAAUUUUAUGUCCAAAUGAAAACCUUGGGGUAUAGAAAGUAUUCAAAAGGAUUCAAUUCUCAUCUUUUUCAAUACUUUUCAAUGAAUAUUUUUAAUCAGGGGUCAGCCGAAAAUCUUAGGCCACCCCCACCUUCGGGAACUUCCCCUUAAGCAGUCAAAUAAAACAAAUUUUUUUCAUUUUCUUUGCGCGAAAAACGUUCCGAUUUUCAGGUACAUAGUAAAUCGUAAUAAAAAAAUUUUUAAAAUAAAAAUCAUGAUAGUGAAAAAUUUUAGAUUAUGUAUUUCAUAAAAUUUAUUGAAACUCAGUAUUAUUAUUAAUUAUUAUAUAUGACCAUGGUGGCAACUUGUCGAUAAAAAUAAAUUAGGAAAUUACGUAAUUAAAAAUAUAAAUAUUUUGUGACUACGGUACUAAAACAUACGUUAAUUAUCACUUCAUCAUCGUCUAAAAUUCGUGUAUAUUUUUAUGCUCUCAUUAUUGUCAUUUUAAAUAAUAAAUUUUGAACAAAAAAAGUAGUGAUCAUUUUCAUAAAAAAAAAAAAAACCUAAUAUUUUUAAUCUAGCGGCCUUUACAUACUUUAGUAUUUGUAGCAUUUAAUAAUAACUGUAAUUUAAUAAAUAUGAUAUUGUGUAAUUAAUUAAUACACAAGUCGUAUAAUAUUUUUUAAUUAAUUGUAGAAAGUGCCUAAUAUAGCAUCGUAAUAAUUAUUUGACAAUUUAAAUUAAUUUGUUUAUCUUGAAGUUUUACUUAAUUUAUUGUGAUUAAUUAAGCGGCAGAGGCAGCCGUUCAGCACGCGUGUGGCUCGGGUGAUUACCAAAAGUUAAUCAGCAUUGAGUAUGAUUGCUACUUGGCUGGGUGACCACUAGACCGGUUCAAAAAAAUCGACAAUUUUUUUUUUUUCAAAACCCGCAGUGAAAUAUCUUCCUAAUCAUGAAAAAAGAAGCCUGUGAAAACGGCAGCUCUUAAUAUCAAUUUUUAAAGGUCGCUCAUCGUAAAUUUCUAUUUUACGUUUAAAUAACAUGGAAAAAAUAAUUUUUUAACUUUGGAAUUUUACAACUCAUUUUGGGAAUUAACAUGUCAGGGUGAGAGAUACAUAUUUUUGAAGGAAAUUGAACGCUCUAAAUAAAUUGUCUCUUAUGUUUUUUCUCUAAGUCUACUUGUUUAAAAGUUAUUCGAGUUUACAGUUCAACAUGUAAUUAAUUUAACCUUUUUUUCUUAAAUUGUGGUAUAAUAAUAAAACUCAUCUUCGUAAAAAAUUAUUUUACAAUUUUCAAAUGGUAUAGAUAAUAGCUUUAAGUUUAACACGAUUAUUUUCAGUUUAUAAAAUUUACGAUUUUCACUUCAGCUAUCAAAACUAUGAACAAUGAAAUGAUACUAACAACAAUUAAAUAUCAAUAACCCAACAAUGACAUUUUGAUGGAAAGACGACACUUAUUCAGGAACAAUCUUUUUUUAUUUGUUGAAAUAAUAAUAUCAAAUUUUUGCACAAAAAAACCAUUUAAAUAUAGUGGAAACCUAAACAUGCAAACCUUCUCAAUAAGACAAUUUAUAGAUAAAUUGAGAAAAAUAUAGAUAGUCCGAACUGGGAAUCGAACCCAGACCAAUUCAGUAUCACGCCGAGUGCACAAAAAAGUGCACUACAUUUCCUACAAAUCACAGUUGGUCGUUUUUCCGAAAAAUUAUGUACAUACAAUUCAAAUUUUUUUUAAACUUCAAAGAGAGAAUUAAUUUCAGAUUUUUUAAAUUGAAAAGUCAUUUAUUCCUCAUAGUAGAACAAUGAAGAUCUACUUUGUCAACGACGUUAAACUUGAUAAUUUAAUAUUUUAAGACAAAUUUUUUUUUUUCAUUAAUAAUUAUAAAAUAUUUAAGAAAAAUUAAGACAAAAAGGUUAAAUUAAUUACAUGUUGAACUUUAAACUCGAAUAACUUUUAAAGGAGUAGACUUAGAGAAAAAACAUAAGAGACAAUUUAUUUAGAGCGUUCAAUUUCCUUCAAAAAUAUGUAUCUCUCACCCUGACAUGUUAAUUCCAAAAUGAGUUGUAAAAUUCCAAAGUUAAAAAAUUUUUUUUUCCAUGUUAUUUAAACGUAAAAUAGAAAUUUACAAUGAGCGACCUUUCAAAAUUGAUAUUAAGAGCUGCCGUUUUCACAGGCUUCUUUUUUCAUGAUUAGGAAGAUGUUUCACUGCGGGUUUUGAAAAAAAAAAAAUAGUCGAUUUUUUUGAACCGGUCUAGUGACCACAGCUACGCGUCGGGCUCGAACGGAGGUCUCUGAGUGUUAGGCAUGGGAUGAAAAUCUAGUGAUCAGUAAAAUGGGAAUUUUAUCGAUCACUCGAGCUUCGCCUCAGCACACAAUGAAGGCAGAAGAGAAAAGGAAGCAGUUUGCGAGAUAAAAGGCAAAAGUGUACAAGGCCAAAAAGGCUACCCAGACAGCAUUCAAGUCGGAAUGACCUGACUGCUUUACGAAGUCUUUUUGAAGGCGACCUCAAGAAGUCUUAUAAUGACUUCUUAAAGGUGUCAUUUUUGAGAACUCUUAAUCAAGAGUUCUCGAAGACUCCAUAAAAAAGACGUCAGUUUUGUGACGACUAAAUGUAUUCAUUUUUAAACUUCUUUGUGAAGUCAAAAUUAGGAGCUCCUUAAAGACGUCGUGGUAAAUUCAUACUGAAGUCUUAUUUGCGAAGUCAGAAAAAAGAACUCUUUUUAAAGUCGUCUUACCGAGUUCGCUAGGUGGCCCAUUCGACAUCUUGAGAACUUCUUAAAGACUUUUUUAAGAUGUUGAUGAGACGUUCAAAUCAUAAAUAGGAAUUCAUUCAGAACUCAUCAAGACGUCAUUUUGCUAUCUGGGUAUACAUUGUAACUUCUGAUUUAUUUAUUUCCUAUUGUGAUUAAUUCAAUUAAUUGAUUAAUAAUAUUUUUUUACUGGCACUUGAAAGGUUGUAAAAAAAAUUUUUGAUAAAGUGCUCAAAAAAAUUUUUAUUUAUUAAUAAUUAAAGUUACAGCCUUUUAUUUGUAGAGCGAUAAAUUUGAGACGUAAUAAUUUCAAUUUUAAUUAAAAAAAAAAUUUGUUUUCUAAUUUCUCUACAAAUAUACAGCUGUAGCUUUUUGAAAAAUUAUUUACUACAGAUAAAAAUUUGAUUGAAAUGAUUAAAAAAUUUCAAAUGUUAAUUAAAUGAUAAAAUAAAUAUUUCAUUAAAUAAAUUUAGUGGUAAUAAUUACACUAAAUUUAAUAGUAAGGUGUUACCAUGGUCAGGAAAUAAAAUUUAUGAAAAAUCAUCGUUCUAAAUGUUAAAUAAAUUCUUUAUUAUUUUUUAAAAAUAAAUUUAUUUAGUUUUAUUGAAAUAAUGAUUGAACUCAAAUAGAACGAUGAGUUUUGACGAGUAGUCAACUAAUAGAGAUCAAAGGAAUAAAGAUUAAUAAAUAACGUAGCUAAUAUUUAUAAAUAAUUAUUGACAUUAACUGAACAAAUAAUAAUAACAAUAAUGAAAAUAAUAUUAAUAAUAAUAAUAAUAAUAAAACGAGAAAAUGGUUGUGUGCUUGGUUGUAUCGAAUGCAAUACACAAAUACUCAGAUUUUUAAAAUAAAACACUCGAGCAAUUACAAUUCAUCAUAUUAUUAAGGGCAUUCUCAGACUUAGUGCCCCCGACUUUUUAAAAAUUUUCAAUAACUCAACUGUCAUAAGUGUACUAAAAUUUUGACAAUUAAUCGAGAAAAAAAUCAAAGCAUUAAUCGAAAAAAGGCCAAAGUAGUUGCAAUUUUGCUGGUGUAUAGAACUUUAAAAAAAUUACGGAAAGUCUACGGUUUCCGUGGCACCACCUAACGAUCGCGAAUUCUUGUAGAAUUCGACGAAAUGAGACUUUUUUUCUAAUAGCUGUAACUUUUUCAAAAAUGGACUAAUUCAGACGUUUUUUUUUUUCUAAAUUUUCGUCUUCAAAUGCACUUUUCGGAAAAAAAUACAAAAAAAUUAAAGAUAUUAAAAUCUAUGAAAUAUUUCACUUUUUUGAAAAAAUCUCAUUUUUCUCAAAAUCCAUUUUUCUCAAAAACUAAGCGAGAUAUCGAAAAAUCUAGGUCUUUAAGAAAGUCUUAUUUCGUCGUGUUCUACAAAAAUUCGCGGUCAUUUAGCGGCGCCACGGAAAUCGUAGAAUCCCGAAAAAUUACUUACAGUUGUUAUCAAUUGGGAGUUAAAUGAAAUUUUUUGAAUAACUUUUAGCCUAAAAAUUCUAAUCAUAAAAUUUACAUGAGGAUUUGACUGAAAUUGACUUUACAAAUUUCGUGUAAGUCCCAAUUGAUAUCAACUGCAAGUAAUUUCUUUAAAAUUUAUUUCUCAGCGAAAUCGUCCUUUUUUUCAAUGAAUGGUUUAAUUUUUUUCAAAGUAAGUGAUUAAAUUUUGAUAUGCGUAGGGCAGUUGAAAGUUAUUGAAAUUUUUAAAAAAGUGUGAGGAGAGUGGGGGGGGGGGGCACUGCCUGGGAAUGUCCGUAAUAAUUGAUGAUAAUUAAUACAAAGGUUUUUAAUUAUUAAUAAUUAAUAUCAAAUUUAAUAAAUUUAUUAAUUAUUAAUAUUUAUACAUAUAUAUAUAUUAUUAUACAUAUAAUGAUGAUAAAUAUCGAGUGAUUUAUCAAGGACUGCACAAUUACAUUGACUAGAUAAAUUCUACAAAAAUUAAUUAAUUAAUUAAUUAAUUAAUUAAUUAAUAUAGUAUAAUUAAGGUGCAUAAUAAAGUUUGGAAAAUUAUUAUAAUUCAAUAAUAAAUAAUAACAAUAAUGAUAUGAAAGAGGACGAUGUUCAAUUAUAAUCAAGAUCAAUUAUGAAGCCUGAUUAUUACAAAGUAAAAGUAAAUAUUAGAAACAUAUCCAGUUAUAAAUAUAUUAAAUGUCUUAUGUUUUUAUUUAUUUUGAAAAAUUAAAAAAAAAGCUUCUCUUGAUUCUUAAACACUGCAGUGGGGUCAAAACUUCCAGUUAUUUGUAUAUUGACUUUUUUAACUCAGUGUAUAAUUUAAAAAAUCUUAUCUGUCGGCUGGAGUGGAAGUAGAUCUUUUAAAAAAUUUUGAACUCCAAUAAAAUUGGUAACAAACUGUAAGAUAAAAAGGCGGGAAAAGAAUUUAAAUUUAUAUCAGCUUUCAAUUUUUUUAAAGAAAAAUUGAAAGUAAAUUAACUCUUUGUAGACUUGAAGUGAAUGAUAAAAAAUUUUUGAUUUCUUGUGAGAAUGUUCUAAAAAAAAUUUUACAUUCAAGUCAAAAUAUCAAUUAUUUAAAUUUUUUAAUUUUGCGUUCUGAGAAAGUUUAAUAUUUUUAUUUAAAUUUCAGUAUUAAGUACAACAAAUGAUUAGUCAAUACUUGCAAUUAUAUUAAAGUUACGUAGCACAUAAUAAAUAUCCAGUAAAAUUGAGAUCCAAAACGUAGCGUUUAAGAAUCAAAUGAUAAAUAAACAAAAGUUAUUAAUUAUUUGCAAAAAGAUUUGAAAAAACGAAGCUUGAUUUUUUAAGCUUGGGCAAUAAAUUGUGCUAGAGCUAUUGCGAAUAAAUCAACAAUAAAAUGAAAAUAAUUAUAUAAAGAAAAAGAAAAAGAAAAAAUUAGUAGGAUAUUUAGUACUGCCGAGGUCGUAUAAUUGUAAUGUUGCUUAUAUUCAAGUUAAAAAGAUUAUAUUCGCACGAUCUUAUAUUUACAAAUAUAGUUUAUCUGUUAUAAUGUCUAUCCCCUUAUUGACAAUAUGUUUUAAAAAAAUAUAUUAUAUUAUUGUUAGCAAGUUAUUGACUUUUAUCAUUAUUCAAAUUUUACCU